GCCUUUCAUGCUGCUAAAGAGGGCAGAGGGGCUUCCAUGUAGCUCGCGCACAACAACACACUUUUACUAAUCGGAAUUAAUUGUAUUUUAUUUCACACACACCAGGUCAGAGUGUUGGAGUGUGUGUGAGAGAGUGUUCCAGACUUAUAUUUCAACAUGGCUCCGUUCAACUUUGUGACAGUUGGUGCUAAUCUUUUGGCCAGAUCACUGGGUUUGUUUUCGAGUGCAGUUACUGUAAGGUGCUCUUGUGUCGCUCCAGCAUUAAAACACUUCAGCACUACAGCUGGUCCUCCAAAAAGACCCCUGACUGCUUACAUGCGAUAUGUCAAAGAGCAGCAGCCCAUCGUGGUCAGACAGAAUCCAGAAGUCAAGAUUGUGGACAUCGUCCGAAAGAUAGCACAGCAAUGGAGGACCCUUACACCUGAGGAGAAACGGCCCUUUGAAGAAGCGUCCAUGGCAGCCAGAGAGCAGUACAAAGUGGAUAAGAAGGCGUACCAGGAUCAGCUGACGCCCGCCCAGUCUGCAGCUAUCGCCGAGGAGAAACGACAGAAGAUGGCGAAAAGAAAAGCAAUCAGGAAGAAGAGGGAAUUGAACAGUCUCGGCAAGCCCAAACGCCCCAGAUCAGCCUUCAACAUCUUCAUGGCAGAGCACUUUGAAGAAGCUAAAGGAAGCUCUAUGACGGGAAAAAUGAAGUCUCUGUUCGAUGACUGGAAGAGUCUGUCCUUGUCACAGAAACAAAUAUAUAUGCAGCUUGCAGAGGAUGACAAAGUACGUUAUAAAAAUGAGAUCAAGACAUGGGAGGAGCACAUGGUUGAACUCGGGAGGGAGGAUUUGGUUCGACGGAGGGAGUCGAGACGUAAGAAGGCAGCGACGAAAAGCGGCAAAAAGAAAUCUAAAGUAAAGGUGUUAAAGGCCACAGCGCCUGCCAAGAAAACAGCAGAGAAAAAGACUGCUACUGCUAAAACGAAAACUCCCAAUGAGUAGCACUAAAAAGUGAGAGAUUGCUUAUGUUUAGUUGGAAGGGCUGCAUUUAAAAAAAAAAAAAAAGAAAGAAAAAGGUGCACACCGUCCUAAUAAAACAUUUCCCCUGAUUAGUGCUGCUUGUUCAUGGUGUUAACAGCAAGAAGUAUUUGGAACUGUGACAAACCCUUCAAGGCCAGUUUGGUGGUUCAUUUUGCUUAAACGGACAUUGAAACGUAAGGCGUACGACUACUGCAUCUCCUUUCAUUCAGUAUGAAGUUUACUAAUAACUGCGAUAUUUACUUCCGUUCUUUUUUUUUUUUUUUUUUUUGCUUUCUAGUGUAUCCAGCUUGUGCAUCAUGAUUGCAUUUUCGCUCAUGAUUAAAAAAUCCCGACUGCCA
Molecule: messenger RNA, 1361 nt
Organism: Clarias gariepinus (North African catfish)
Lineage: Eukaryota; Metazoa; Chordata; Actinopteri; Siluriformes; Clariidae
Gene: tfam
Product: transcription factor A, mitochondrial
Exons: 7
Coding region: 157-984 (275 amino acids)
Molecular function (GO): transcription cis-regulatory region binding
Source: RefSeq, a predicted model, not a curated record